Messenger RNA from Pezoporus flaviventris, 1216 nucleotides. RefSeq names its product adenine phosphoribosyltransferase-like. The record is from RefSeq and is a predicted model, not a curated record. Gene Ontology annotation, molecular function: adenine phosphoribosyltransferase activity. Lineage: Eukaryota; Metazoa; Chordata; Aves; Psittaciformes; Psittacidae. The coding region runs from base 371 to 958 and encodes 195 amino acids. The transcript is spliced from 6 exons.
CCCACGGGGACGUGCAUGGCUUAAGAAAGUCCCCUCACCCCCAAGACCCCAUAGGAGUGCACGGCUGCACCCUGCGCAUCCCCCCGGUUUGCUGACCCUUGUGCCAGCCUUGGUGCAGAAGGCUGGGUGCUGGUGACACCCCAAUGCUCCCCACCACGCCCUGGCCUUGCUGCGACAGCGGAUCCCAGUGGGUGCCCAUCCCAACCCAUGGGCCUGGCAGUGGUUCAGGGCCCGGCUGACCGAGGGUGCUGGCGGGGGCCCAGCACCGCAGAGGCUGUUCCUGCUCAGCUGUCGCUGUCUGUGACGCUCCCCAUGACGGUCCCAUCGGCUCAGCCUCGCCGCCAGCACCCAGUGCCUGCGGUGCCUGCGCAUGGACCUGUGCCACGUCCCUGCCACCCAGGAGAAGGGCUGGUACCUGGCGCUGAUGGCCCCCAACGUCAAGGGUCCCAACUACGCCUGGCUGGACCCAUCCCGGCUCUACUGCCACCCGCAAGGCUUGCAGGACUGCGUGGCCGACCUGCUGCAGCCCUUCCAAGGAGACCCCAUUGACAUGGUGGCCGGUAUUGAUGCCAUGGGCUUCAUCCUGGGCUCUGCCGCUGCCGCUGUGCUGCAGAAAGGCUUCCUGGCCAUCCGCAAAGCCGGGCACCUCUGCGUGCAGACGGCGGCACAGCCCUACACCGACUACUCGGGCAGGGAGAAGGUGAUGGAGGUCCGCACCGAUGCCAUCUCGCCCGGUCUGCGCAUCCUCCUCGUGGACCAGUGGAUUGAAACCGGGGGCACCAUGAGAGCGGCCAUUCAGCUGGUGGAGCGGCUGGGGGGGGUCGUGGCAGGCGUCGCUGCCAUCUGCAUCGAGGACAGCGAGGGUGGCCGAUGGAUCCAGGAGCGCUAUAAGUGCUCCCACUGCGUCCCCCCGCGCCUGCAGCCCCGCUUCAACCACCAUCAGUUAGGCUGGAACUGAUGGGGCCGGCUCCAUGUGUGCCCUCUGCAUCCCACAUGGGGCACAGGGAUGUUGGCUCUAUAGGACGGGGAUGUCCAAGGCACCCAUCGCCUGUUCCCAACCUCUCCUGGGUGACAGCCACCAUCCUCCCCUGCUCCAUCCUCCCUGCUGGAUGCAGGCUGCACCCAGGGCCAGUGGAAGCCGCAGCCGACCCAAAACCUUCCUUAAAAGCCCCAAACCUUUCUUAAAAAGCAUAAAAAAAGGUUUUAUUAAGACAAA